Molecule: messenger RNA, 2567 nt
Organism: Ectocarpus siliculosus
Lineage: Eukaryota; Phaeophyceae; Ectocarpales; Ectocarpaceae
Source: the annotation of a GenBank genome assembly
AUGUCUCCGAAGGCUUUGAGGUGCGUGACCCUGGCGGCCCUCCUAGGCCUGGCCAUCCACGCCGACACGGCCACAGCAGCCACGAGAUUAAACCCCAGUUCCGACAGCAGCUCCGACGACAGCAGCUCCGACAGCAACGAUGCUACCGCGCCGACGCCGGUGCCGGCCAUGCACGUCUCGAGCGCACCAACGUCCGCCGCCCGCGAAAUGACAACACCUUCCCCGGCGGCGAUGAUUGCCUUCACCGCCGCGCCUACCAUGCUCAUGAUGCCCGCUGGCAACGGCACCGCGUUCAACGGUACCGACACCCCUUCCCCGAACACGCCCAUCCCCAAGCCGGAGUGCAACAGCACCCAGGCGGUGAGCAUCCGCUACUCGGCAACGACAGGACGGCUCUACCUCGAGGCUGGCGUGGAAGGGGAGCGCGGCGGCUGCGUUACCGUGGAGCAGAUCUGGGAGGCUCGCGGGGGGGGCACCACGACCGGUGCUAAGGCUCCUCUUUACGCCGUCGACCCUGUAUCGGGUGAGUACAGCGACGUCAUCACCGGAACCUGGCUGCUCGAGGAAGACCUCUACGUUGAAGAUGGCAUCACCCUCAAGGUUUGGGGUAACGGGUCAGGGGGCUACGCGGACGAGCUGCGGCUUAAGAGCACCCCCCCGACCGAAGACGGAGGGAACGGAACCUACAUCAACCUUCGCGCCCACGGCGGGAGCCUCGACUUCGAGCACACCAAGGUUUUCGGGUGGGACACUACCAACAACUCGUACGACAUGGAUGAAACUGACGGACGCAGCUACAUCAGCGCCGUCUCCGAGAUCGUGUUGGACCCUACCCAGACCUGCGAGGGAAACGCCAAGAACACCAUGGGCGAGGCGCGCAUGGACAUCGUUAACUCUGAGAUGGGCUACAUGGGCUUCCACGACAGCGAGAGCUACGGACUCACUUGGAAGGUGCGAGGGUUCUGCAAGGACAAGUCCAACCCGGAGGUCUUCGACCAGGUGAACGUGUACGGCAAUAUCUACGACUCCGAGCUGCACCACAUGAACUUCGCCGUAUACACGUACGGGCACCAGCAGGGCGACUGGCGCCGCAACACCGUACACUCCAACUCCGGCUAUGGGUACGACCCCCACGACGACUCCGACUUCUUGACGAUCCACGACAACGUCGUGUACGACAACAACUGGCACGGCAUCAUCGCCUCCAAGCGGUGCAACAACGUGUCCAUCCAGGGCAACAUCGUGUACGGCGGAAACGACACCUCAGCGGGGAUCUUCCUUCACCGCAGCAGCGACUACGCCGUCGUCAAGGACAACCACUGCUACGGCAACGGCGACGCUGGCAUGGCCAUGCUGGAGUCCUCCAACGCCGAGAUCUCCGGCAACAUCUUCGAGGGGAACAAGUACGGCAUCCGCAUGUCCGUGGGCUGCCGCGACAACUUCGUUUCCAACAACACCAUGACCAACACCUCGCAGUACGCCAUUUACACGUACCAAGGCUCGGACCCCGCCGAGGUGCAGCCCACGGGCCGUUCCCAGGACAACAUCUUCGACUCCAACACCGUCGUCGGCGGCCCGCAAGCCAUCAAGCUGAAGGAGUCUGACGGCACCAGGAUCACCAACAACGUCUUCUACGAGCCCGGGCUCGUGGAGUUUUCCAACACCACCGAGAACGUUGUGACGGGCAACGUCGGCCUCGAGGACGCCACGGAGGUUGAGCUGGUCGAGCCCGCCUGCUUCGCGGAGACUGACGAGGCCUCCCUUGCCGAAUACUCCUGCUAACGCUAACGCUGUAACGCUAACGUGUUAUGCGAGUAGAUUACACCUCCUGAUGGUUGAAGUAGACGUCUGUCUUAGAAAUAAGAACCACGCGGCGGCGUGUGGUGUAGGUGAAAGCUGUUUUUGUUUCGAGAUGAACAUCCUUGUGCCGGUUGCUUGCUGCCAGCGGAAAGUCUUUCGGCGGCACGCGCACGCGGUCCCUGGUUUUCUCGAGCGAGGCACAGUGUUAUAAUGGAUUCUUGGUUGCCUAGUAAACUGAGACCGUGCGUGCUUACCGGGGGCAGUCUCACGCUUGCGGCAGCAGCAGCAGGAGGGUAGACAGCGUACGAAAGAGAGAAGGGAGUUACGCAAAGAUGUCGCGGGCCGUUCUCCACAGCCGAGCAGAACGCCCCGCGUGCAGGACUCCCCAGGUGCUUGAUCGCCUUGCUCUGGCGCGACGUCAUCUGUGCAUUUUUUGCCCGAUUCUUGCAAAGAUUGGCGGGCUUUGAUAAGUUCGUCACUGGAGAUUCAGUCACAGGUAUGUGUCCUUGGGCAACGCUCGUGUGCGAUGACAGUGUGCGUGAAUCCAUGGUGACUCGAGUCGGGGGUGCUUUGCGAAGACGUGUUUAAGUAGUAAUUGUUUGUCUCAAGGAGCGUUGGAAGCUCGAGCGGGAUGCGGAAAGGGGAGACGCCGAUGGCUCGACGUGUCUGUGGCGGUACCCCCCUAACCACCGGGUUUGAGGUUUUGGCGCGGAGCCCCCAACGUGCUUCGGAGAGACUUAGUUGUAAUCUUUGGCAUGGUGGCGCCG